AUGAAUAAAUCUGAAAAUGAUAUUCAAAUUCUAAACGAUACAACUAGACCUUUAAAUAUUUUUCAUCGAUCAAUUCGAAUAAUAUCCAGAUUUGCAAAUUGUAUUUGUCGACGUCAAACUAAAUUACAACAUACAGAUUCAUCUCUUGAAAAGUUAACUCCAAAAGAUAAAGAUAAGAAAAGUAGUGAACAUUGGGUUUUUGAUCCACAAGAAUCAUUUUAUUAUUAUUGGUCAUCAAUUGUUUCAAUAGCAGUUCUCUAUAAUACAGUCACACUUAUUGGUCGUAGUGCAUUUCUUCUUCUUCAAGAACGUCUUUUAAUUGUUUGGCUUAUUUGUGAUUAUCUUUGUGAUAUAUGUUAUAUUUUAGAUACACUUAUACAAACACGAAAAGGUUAUCUCGAACAAGGUCUUAUUGUUCAUGAUUUAGUAAAAUUACGAAAACAUUAUAUACAAAAUCCAACAUUUAUAUUAGAUAUUCUUUCAUUAUUACCAACAGAUUUUUUAUAUUUUAUUCCAAAACUUUAUCUUUUACCAUCAUUACGUUUUAAUCGAUUAUUUCGUCUUUAUCGUUUUGUAGAAUUUUCUGAUAAAGUUGAAACACAAACAAAUCAUCCAAAUAUAUUUCGUCUUGUUUCAUUAUUAACAACUAUACUUAUUUUAAUACAUUGGAAUGCAUGUUUCUAUUUUAUCAUUAGUCGAUGGAUUGGUUAUUCAACUGAUCCAUGGGUUUAUAAUAUGACAGCACCAACAGGUACAACAUUAACAACACAAUAUAUAUAUUGUUUCUUUUGGUCAACACUUGUAUUAACUAAUAUUGGUGAAGUACCUCCACCUGAAUCAGAUGUUGAAAUUCUCUUUGUUACAGCUGAUUUUCUUAUGGGUGUAAUAGUUUUUGCUACUAUUGUGGGUAAUGUUGGUUCAAUUAUUGCUAGUAUGAAUACUACACGUGCUGAUUUUCGUCAAAAAGUUGAUCAAGUUAAAUCAUAUAUGGAAUUUCGAAAAGUUGGAGCAGAACUUGAACGACGUGUUAUUACUUGGUUUGAUUAUUUAUGGUUACAAAAACAAGUUACUAACGAAGAUGAUAUAUUAGAAUCUUUACCAGAAAAAUUACGUGUCGAAAUAGCUAUACAUAUACAUUUAGCUGCAUUAAGACGUGUACCAAUUUUUUCUGAAGCUCAAUCUGGUUUACUUGUUGAACUUGUGACAAGACUUAAAUUACAAAUUUUUAGUCCAGGAGAUUAUGUUUGUAAAAAAGGUGAUAUUGGUAAAGAAAUGUAUAUAAUUAAACGUGGACGAUUGAGUGUUGUAUCUGAUGAUGGAACAAAAGUAUUUGUUACACUAGAAGAGGGAAGUGUUUUUGGUGAAAUAUCUAUUCUAAAUAUUCCAGGAAGUAAAUCUGGUAAUCGUCGUACAGCUAAUAUUCGAAGUGUUGGUUAUUCGGAUUUAUUUUGUUUAACAAAACAAGAUCUUUGGGAAGUCGUAGCUGAAUAUCCAUCAGCUCGUGAUACAUUACUUGAACGGGGAAAAGCACAUUUACGAAAAGAUAAUUUAUUAGAUGAAGAUGCAGCACAAACAGCUCAACAAGAUCAAGAAGCUCUACCAGAUAAAGUAGCAGAAAUACAAGAGAAUAUUGAUAAAAUAGAAACACGUAUUGCACGUAUUAUGGGUGAAUAUAAAGCAAAUAUGAAUGCACUUGGUCAACGUUUACAAAUCAUUGAACAUUUAGCUGAAGAAAAACAUGGCGUUUUAAUUGAUGAUAAACAUAACCAACAAAAUACUCUCGAUCUUAUCAAUAUAGGAACUAAUGACAAUAAUACUUGA
Messenger RNA from Adineta steineri, 1821 nucleotides. NCBI's taxonomy places the organism in Eukaryota, Metazoa, Rotifera, Eurotatoria, Adinetida, Adinetidae. The record is from the annotation of a GenBank genome assembly.